GCCCUCUCUUCUUCUGAAACACACUCAGCCCUCUCUCUCUCUCUCUCUAUAUAUAUAUAGUGCAAGCACCUUCAAUUCAGGUGCACUGCGUCUACCUGUUAAUUGGGUUGGCUAGCAGACAUUUAGCUUCUUUGAGUUUUCAAGAUUCAACAAGUACAUUAAAGAGUACUUUCAUAUAUUAAUUUAGUUAGCAUGGAGAAGUUGAACUUCAUGAGAGAAGGAAUGAUCAAACUGCCUCCUGGUUUUCGUUUCCAGCCAACAGAUGAAGAGCUUGUCUUUGAAUACCUCAAACGUAAGGUCCUUUCAUGGCCAUUGCCUGCUUCCAUCAUUCCUGAGAUCAAUGUCUGCAAGUUUGACCCCUGGGAUUUACCAGGUGAUAUGGAGCAAGAGAGAUACUUCUUUAGCAACAAGGAAGCCAAAUAUCCAAAUGGAAACAGAAUCAAUAGAGCAACUGCUUCUGGGUACUGGAAGGCAACUGGUGUGGACAGACAAAUUGGUUCCUCAAGCAGCAGGAACAAUAUAAUUGGAAUGAAAAAGACUCUGGUUUUCUAUAGAGGAAAGACACCAAAUGCCUCUAGAACUGAUUGGAUCAUGCAUGAAUAUCGCCUUGUUAGUUUAGGAACUACAGCUUCCAAUUUUCCACUAACAAACAACUCAGUCCAGAAUUCUUUUAACCAAUUGGAGAAGUGGGUUCUCUGCCGAAUUUUUUUGAAGAAAAGAAAUAGUGAGAUCAUUGAGGAUUGUAGAAAUGGCAGAAUAAAUAAUGCGGAGCCAAGGUUUUAUGAUUUUAUGACGAGGGACAAUGCUAGUUUUGAUUCCGUUUCUUCGUCUUCCAACUGCAGUAGUAUUACUGAUGAGGCUUCUUCAAGUGGAGAAGAUUUUGAUGGUGAAACCAGUAGCAGCCACAAUUUCUUUUAAGCUUUUCCUUUUUUAUAGCUGCGAUCGAGCUAUAGAAACUUAGCAAAAUUUUCUCUAUUGUUCUUGUCAUGUCUGGUUGCUGCAUGUGUGAAGGAAAUGUAUAUUAUAUUAUUGAAGAAUAAUAUUAAUAUAUA
Messenger RNA from Jatropha curcas, 1052 nucleotides. RefSeq names its product NAC domain-containing protein 83. Gene Ontology annotation, molecular function: DNA binding. Gene Ontology annotation, biological process: regulation of DNA-templated transcription. Lineage: Eukaryota; Viridiplantae; Streptophyta; Magnoliopsida; Malpighiales; Euphorbiaceae. The record is from RefSeq and is a predicted model, not a curated record.